This is a messenger RNA of Macrosiphum euphorbiae (potato aphid), 318 nucleotides long. The record is from the annotation of a GenBank genome assembly. NCBI's taxonomy places the organism in Eukaryota, Metazoa, Arthropoda, Insecta, Hemiptera, Aphididae.
AUGCACCUGUCGAUGAAAAUAAUAACAUUAAAAUAUUGGAACUUGGAAGUAACCAAAAACCUCCAGGAUAAUUUAAAUAGAAUAACCACUUUAGCAUCAGAAUCAAAUAUCUUGUACACGCAUAAAAUAAUGAGUUCCCUAACGACAAAAUUAUCGGCGAUAACGAGUUCGUCUGAAGCACUUUCAUUUUUGGCUCAGGUGAAUAACAAAAAGAGAGGUCGACAAAUUGGAGUCCAACCAACUUCACUUGCUAGAAGAAAAGUAGGAUUGACUUUAGGUUCAAAAAGAGUGCAAGCAGGGAGACCUACUGAAGUCUGA